Molecule: messenger RNA, 309 nt
Organism: Spirometra erinaceieuropaei
Lineage: Eukaryota; Metazoa; Platyhelminthes; Cestoda; Diphyllobothriidea; Diphyllobothriidae
Source: the annotation of a GenBank genome assembly
AUGAGCGUGAAGUCGGGGCAGAUUCCAGUUCUGGGUGAUGAUGAUGAUGAUGAUGAUGAUGAUGAUGAUGAUGAUGAUGAUGAUGAUGAUGAUGAUGAUGAUGAUGAUGAUGAUGAUGAUGAUGAUGAUGAUGAUGAUGAUGAUGAUGAUGAUGAUGAUGGAGAAGGAGGAGGAGGGGGGGUGGGUGAGGAUGGUGAUUAUGAGGACGCGGAUGAUGGUUAUGAGAAUAAGGAUGAGAAGCAGAAGAAGAAGAAGAAGAAGAAGAAGAAGAAGAAGACGGAGGAGGAGGAGGAGGAUGAAAUUAACUAG